AUGAGAGUUCUUGAACUUGAGAACGAGAGCCAUCUUAGGGAUGAAAUCAUUUCAUUGCUCCACGCCGAUCACAGUACCACGAAAGCGGUUUAUUCGGCAAAGAUUCAGGAAUUCAAUGAAUUCAUGGAAUCAGCCAAGCAUAAGAUCGAUUCUGUUGAAAGAGUGAAGACGGAUCUCCUCAGUGAAUUUCGUUCUUUGUCGCCGAAGCUAUCAUCCCGCCUGGAGGAAGUGUCUACGCGCAUGAAGCAACAAUUGCUUCUGGAGAAAACGUUGAGAAUACGCAAGGAGGAAGAAGUAACAAGACUGAGCCUCAUCCAAAAAGAAUCCGACACAGCACGUGCUAAAUUACAAUCGGACAUAGCACAAUGCAAACGCGAGUGUAGUAAGAACGAAGAAAGGGUGAAGGAGUUGCAGCAAGAGCUCUUCAACCAGAAGCUUGAGGCUGCGAAAUUCACAAGGGUCAAGGAGGACUUCGAUAGCUCUCAACAUGCUACAACGGCAUUGAAAAGCGAAAUUGAGAGUCUGCGAAGCAACUUGCGAACACUUGAGCUAGAUCUGUAUGAGGCUAAGAGAGAAUCAAGAGCAGCAGCACAAGCAAGAGACGAGGCUAUGGAGAAAGUCUCGUCCCUGAGCAGAUCACUCGAGCAUUCAGAAAAGAUGCUCUCACAUCUCGGAAGCGACCGAGUGCCGGGCUCGCUUGAAAGGGAACACACUAAAGAAACGCAAAAACUCAAACGCCUCUUGGAAGACAGUCAGCGGAAGUGCUCGCUCCAAGAGGAGGAAAUGAGACAAUUGACAGCUGAACUCAGCUCACUGAAGCGGAGCUCGACUCCUGUCUGCACCAACUGCGAGAAAUUGAGGUUCGGAACGGCCAAAGAGCCCAGCCAAGAGGUUUCUCAGCUAAUCCAGACGCUGAAAGAGCAGCUCCAUCAAGAGCUUUACACCCGCGGGGAGAUGGAGGCCUCUCUGCGAUCUUUACAUGACGCAAACAGCUCUAUGUUGAGUUUGGUGUCGAAAGCUUAUCAAUGUUGGCAAAGAAAGGAGAUGGACAAGCUCGCCCUCGUGCUGCAGUCAAUCCUUGAGAAUGGCAAACCUCGUUAG
Guillardia theta CCMP2712 is the source of this 1101-nucleotide messenger RNA. RefSeq lists its product as hypothetical. Lineage: Eukaryota; Cryptophyceae; Pyrenomonadales; Geminigeraceae. The transcript has 9 exons. The coding region runs from base 1 to 1101 and encodes 366 amino acids. The record is from RefSeq and is a predicted model, not a curated record.